Messenger RNA from Neolamprologus brichardi, 2214 nucleotides. It is a transcript of the gene hm13, whose product is annotated as histocompatibility (minor) 13. Gene Ontology annotation, molecular function: aspartic endopeptidase activity, intramembrane cleaving. Gene Ontology annotation, cellular component: membrane; cytoplasmic side of endoplasmic reticulum membrane; lumenal side of endoplasmic reticulum membrane. The record is from RefSeq and is a predicted model, not a curated record. Gene Ontology annotation, biological process: membrane protein proteolysis. NCBI's taxonomy places the organism in Eukaryota, Metazoa, Chordata, Actinopteri, Cichliformes, Cichlidae.
GGGUUGAGCCCUCCUCUUCCUGCCUGCUCUCCGCUCACUGCUUUAGGAAACGUGGCCUUAUCAGGACUCCAGCAGCACAGCGGUAGAUGAAUGACAGACUCCCCGCUUCAGCUUCCACUUCUAUCCGCCUGUCAGUUAACGCCACAGCCUCAACAGACCCCGAAGCCUCUCUCUGUGUGAAGAACAAUGUCUGAGGCUGAACAAAUCCCGGCCUCUGCUUCGGAGGCCGCCGCAUCGGCCGUCCUGGACGCCCUGAACGCCACGGACUCCAACGGGACCGAGGCGCUCAACGCCACGGCCAAAUUUGUGGCCACCCCGGAGGGCACGGCUCUGGCGUACGGCAGCCUGGUCUUCAUGGCGCUCCUGCCCAUCUUCUUCGGAGCCCUGCGGUCCGUCACCUGCUCAAAAUCCAAGGAGCUCGGAGAAAAUGAUUACGAUUCUGGGUUCAGAAAUGCAGCCGACAUGCCCGAGACCAUCACCAGUCGGGACGCAGCGAGGUUCCCCAUCAUCGCCAGCUGCACUCUAUUUGGGCUCUACCUCUUCUUCAAGGUUUUCUCUCAAGAGUACAUCAACCUGCUGCUGUCGGUCUACUUCUUCGUCCUGGGCGUCCUGGCUCUGUCUCACACUAUGAGUCCUCUGAUGUCCAGAGUCUUCCCAGCUUCUUUCCCAAACAAACAGUACCAGCUGCUCUUCACUCAGGGCUCCGGAGAGUCCAAAGAAGAAAUAGUCAAUUAUGAGUUUGACACUAAGAACCUGGUGUGUCUGCUCAUCAGCACCGUGGUGGGAGUCUGGUACCUGCUCAAAAAGCACUGGAUAGCCAAUAACCUGUUCGGGCUGGCGUUCGCCCUGAACGGAGUGGAGCUGCUCCACCUGAACAACGUCAGCACCGGCUGUAUCCUGCUGGGGGGGCUGUUCGUCUACGACGUCUUCUGGGUGUUUGGGACCAACGUCAUGGUGACUGUUGCCAAGUCAUUUGAAGCACCAAUCAAAUUGGUGUUUCCACAGGACUUGUUGGAGAAAGGUCUGGAGGCCAGUAACUUUGCCAUGCUGGGACUGGGAGACAUCGUCAUCCCGGGUAUCUUCAUCGCUCUGCUGCUGCGCUUCGAUGUCAGCUUGAAUAAAAACAGCAGGACGUAUUUCUACUCCAGCUUCCUGGCCUACAUCUUUGGACUGGGCCUCACCAUCUUUGUCAUGCACACCUUCAAGCAUGCACAGCCCGCCCUGCUGUACCUGGUGCCCGCCUGUGUCGGCUUCCCCGUCAUCAUAGCGCUGUUCAAAGGAGAGCUCACAGAGAUGUUCAGGUAUGAGGAGUCAUCUGAGGAGACUAAAGAGGAAGCGACAGAGUCAGAGAAGAAGGACCAAUAAUAUCCAUGUCGCCCCCGCCCCCUGCCCUCCCUCCUUCAAAUACUUUUCAUCAUCAGCCUGCUGCCACCACAUUUCACUGAAGCCCCGCCCCCUCCAGUCUCUCCAGCUUGUCAGCCAGGGGAAACGGGGCUCAUGUUGCCAACGCGUUUGUCUCUGAUAACCACGGGAGCGGCCGCCGACUGUUACCCGUGGUUACGACUGCCGUCGCGCUGCCAACGAUGAUGUUUGUAAUUAUUAAAAGUCGUUUUGGGACCCGGUGCCUACCACGAAUCCUCACACAGGACCACGAAGUGGCGUGUCAGGGAACACCUGUCCAAUCGGAUCUCAUCAUGUGUUUGCAGCUCGCCGCUCAGAUAGGCAGGGAAACGAGAAGGAGCGCUUGUUUUAGCCUUUACACGGCCCCGAGCGUGGACGAGUCGGACGGAAAAGCGAGCACUGCUGCCAUUUUCUUUCUUGUUUGUUCCUUUUUUUUUCUGAAACCCUCAAACAAAGAACCGCUGAUGAUUGUGACGAUCCCCAGAAUCUGAUCCUGUAAAAAGUCUGGAGGCGUGGGAAUGAUGUGGUUCUUUGUUUCCGGGCGUCUCCGCUCACCAGGCGCUGCUCACACUGCCUUCUGCUCAUCAUCAUCAUCAUCUUCAACUGGUUUUAUCUGUAUUUGUUUCUUAUAAUAGGCCAGAAUUUUAAGAGGGAAACCCCGGCUAACAGUUUCAGUUUUUUAGGUAUACAGUUAUGUUGUCAUUUGUUAAAGCUGUGUUGUGUUUACAUCCACUUGUCUCCAUGCUGACUGUACAUGUGAGUUCUCCCUGUCUGUCCGGCUGUUUGUCAGAGAAUAAAUCUGCUUUCCAAUCA